AAAUGAUAUUUUGAUCGGCAAAAAUGCCGACUCAGAGGUACAAAUCUCUAACCAUUUUCUCAUUGUUUUUGUAGGCACACAAGACAAUCACAAACCUUCGCUAUAAUCGCCUCUUCUAUAUAUAAUUUCCAACGUUCCAAUGUUGCAUUUUAGCCAAAUUAGAGUCUCUUAAUUCUAGACUGUAAAUUUCUACAAUGGCUAAAAUUGUCUCUGACCCCAAAUUGUACAUUCUUCUGGUGGCUUUGACUUUGAGCUCGGCUGUGCUUGUGGUCACACUCUACCAUUGCAUCAUCAUUUGUUGCUGCAACCAUAACCGGCCACGACGACAAAUACAACACCGUUUGAGGCCUAACACGCAAGAGAUCACAAGCUUCACAGCAGCAAGCAGCAUGGAGGCUUCCUCAGUUGCCCAACUCAUUCCGGCCCACAAGUUUCAAAGGGGUGUGGGCUUGGUCUUGGUGGGAGAUGGCAUGUGUGCUGUGUGCCUGAGUGAAAUUGAAGAGGGUGAAGAAUUUCGAACCUUGCCGGAAUGCAUGCACUCGUUUCACGUUCCAUGCAUUGACAUGUGGCUGUAUUCCCAUCCGAGUUGCCCAAUUUGCCGCACAGAUGCCACGCCGCGGAAGCCUGCAGUUAAGCGCUCGCCGGAUCAUGGGUCCGGUGGGCUGGAGAGGCCUCAGGAGUCAAUAAUUUUGCAAGACAUUCUUGUUAUGCAAUCUAGCUAGGAGUAAUGCAUGAUCUUGAGGUUUGUAGAAUUGCGCUUGAUUUUGGGUGGUCUCAAUGGGCCAUAAAAUGGGCUUGGAUGCCGAAACAAAAUGGGCACCUGACAGAGUCCUGGUAAAUUUAACCAUACUCAUACCUAUAGUCCUAGGCUCCUAUAGUAAAUGCCAAUACAUAUAUCAGUUGCAUAUGGGAAGGUUACAUAUAUUUAUGAUUGUUUUAAAGUUAUUUAAAAUGUUAGGAAGACUACAUUUAUGUAUAACAUAUACUCGUACUAAAAGUAACGGUUCGUAUAUGCAUAUAAUUUUUUUUAAUGUGGUCUAUGGGCCCCAAACUUUCAAUCAUAAAACCAUAUGUAUUGAAUGCCCACUUGUUUCCAGCCAAUUUACAAUAGAGAAUUAAACUUUUUUUUUUAUUGGGUUUUAUUUUAUAUAAUUGAAACAAAUCUGCAGUCUAAAGAAAUCAAACCAUGUUUUUCUCUUUUUUUAAACUCUGACAGAUAGAAAAACAUAAUGGAUGGAUAUGUAGUUGUACUGGAGAAUAAUUAUAUU
Prunus mume (Japanese apricot) is the source of this 1268-nucleotide messenger RNA. Lineage: Eukaryota; Viridiplantae; Streptophyta; Magnoliopsida; Rosales; Rosaceae. The record is from RefSeq and is a predicted model, not a curated record.